AUGUCCGAGACAACACCCCUGCAGCCUAUACCUGAUCCUCCUGUUCAAAGGAGGAACGCGAAUGCUAUCGAGCUCAUAUCAGGUAGUAUAGGAGGUGCAUCUCAGGUGUUGGUGGGACAGCCACUUGAUACGCUGAAAACUAGAGCUCAAACAGCUCCUAAAGGACAAUUCAAGAACACCCUCGACAUCUUCACCACCACCGUACGGAAUGAGGGUUUCCUUGCUCUCUACAAGGGUAUGAUGUCCCCGUUGCUUGGUAUCGCCGCUGUCAACUCACUCCUGUUCACCGCUUACGGCGCAUCGAGGCGGAUCGUUUCCCCUUAUCCCGAACUAUCUAUACCUCAAGUAGCCACAGCGGGAGCAAUGGCUGGUGCUGCCAACGCUGUAUUGGCGUCUCCUGUCGAGAUGUUCAAGAUCCGAAUGCAAGGACAGUACGGUGGUGCGGGUGAUAAGAAACUGAGUGGGGUUGUUGGAGAUAUGUGGAGGGAAUAUGGGUUAAGGAAUGGUAUCAUGAGAGGUUACUGGAUUACAUUUAUCCGUGAAAUACCUGCUUAUGCAGGAUUCUACGCUGGGUAUGAGACCUCAAAAAGAUGGUUCGCAAAGAAUUACGCACCAAACCCAGUACCUAUAUGGGCAUUGCUCACUUCCGGUGCUAUCGGAGGUGUAGCAUAUUGGGUAGCUUGUUAUCCACUUGAUGUGAUCAAGUCAAGAGUCCAGUUAUCGAAAACUCCGCCAAUUAAGGGACAAUGGCUAUCUGGUGGUUAUGUAGCACAUGAAUUCAAAGCGAUCAUUCAGGAAGGUGGAGUCCGAGCACUGUUCCGAGGAAUAACGCCUUCUCUACUCAGAGCUGUACCCGCCGCAGGAGCUACUUUCGCUGCUUAUGAGGUUGCCAAAGAAUAUAUCAUUGACCAUAACUUGCUUUGA
Messenger RNA from Kwoniella shivajii, 924 nucleotides. RefSeq lists its product as uncharacterized. Gene Ontology annotation, molecular function: transmembrane transporter activity. The transcript has 9 exons. The coding region runs from base 1 to 924 and encodes 307 amino acids. Gene Ontology annotation, biological process: transport. NCBI's taxonomy places the organism in Eukaryota, Fungi, Basidiomycota, Tremellomycetes, Tremellales, Cryptococcaceae. The record is from RefSeq and is a predicted model, not a curated record.